UCAACUAAUAAGAGACAAUAUGCUCUUCCCUCACCAAGAAAGACUCAUUCUCUAUAUUCUGUGUAUCUUGAUUUUCCAAUAUUGCUAUGGGUUCAUCCUCUGUCCAUCCAUAGGUUUUGUAUUCCCUUAAUUUUGUGGGGUGUCUGCAAGUACAUUUCUUUUGGGUCGAAUCGGGAUGCAAAUUAAGCUGAUUCACAGUAAAGUUUUGGUCACGAGUUUUCACCUCAUGACUCAAAGGAAGGAUAAUUGUGUUGUAUCACAUCACACAUUCUGGCAAAGUGGUACUAGAGUUCUAAUGUCAAAGGCUAAAGAAGCACUACAAAAGCAUGAUCAAGAAAUCCAGUCUCUCUCCAAUAAAGCAAUCUCUUCUCCAAAAGUCAGAGGUAUGUCAUUCUCUCUUUUCUUAAUUAUAUCUUUAUUCUAUGACUUGGUAAUGUAUAUAACUAAGUGAUUAGAAAAUCUAAUCGAUUUUCACCAGUGAUUAGAAAUAGGAAAAGUAUACAGAACCAAGAGGUGAUCAGGUAAAAAGUAAACAACUUAACUAAUUUAUAAUUAUAUUUAAUUAAUUUUAUUUGUUUUUAAUUUAUAAUAUUUAAUAUUAAUUGCUUCUCACCUCAAAUUAAAACUCAAAUUAAAAUUCUAAAUGAUACGUUGGAGAAAUAGGGGUGGGGUUCACGGUGCAGUCCCAUUCUCCAGAGAUGUUCCUCACUUGAAGAAGCCUAGCAUGGGUGGUGUAAUUACUCUUAAUGAAUCGUAUGAAACUUUGGUGCCGUCAUCGCUGUAUCACCCAGAGAUUUUUGCCAUCAAGCUUGAUAGAUGCCAGAUAAUUGGAGUGAAUCAAGCCUGAAGGAUUUGAGAGAUUCAAUGAUCUGGUUGACAAUGGCCAUCCCGGAGUCGCUCUCAGUGCCUGCAGCCGAGGCCACCGCAGCUGUGCUAGUGCUCCAAAGGUCUUUCACGGAUGUUAUUUUGGAAGGAGAUAGCAAUCAUAGCAUUAUGGUUGUCAAUGCUCUCCUGGCUCCACACACACCAGUUUGGGCUUUCGGUUUCUAAUGAAAAGGCCCUUUUAUAAAUUUUCACAUUGUACAUGUUGACAGAGGGUAAUGUAGUGGCUCACACUUUAGCACAAUAUUUAACCAAGUUAAUUUGGAUAUCUUGAAUAUGCAAUGGUAACAUAAUAUCAGAAAAAAGGAAAGCCCCACCCACUAGAUCUUUGGCAUAUUAAAAGGAAGGAGCAUUGACUUGCUUUCACACCAAAGUCGUACGCGUCUUCUUUCAUUCAUCCAUCAGUUGCUUACAGGAAAGAGAGCAGUUGAGACUAGCAGGAGGGUUUGAUUCACUUGAUCCGGCCUCGACAAUGAUGGACCAAAUCUUUAUCGUCAUUAUAAUUGUUGGGCUUAUUAUAGGUAUAUUAGGGGUUUCUGCGUAUAGAAACUUCUUGGUUGUUCUUCCCAUCCUACUCUUGAAAGAUCCUACCAAACCAGCAGAACAUCUUGUUUCUUAUCUUCUUCUGCCUGUAUCUGUGAAGUUAUUAGCAUGGGUUACCUCUGGGAUUUGCACCGAUAUAUUUGGAAGCGAAAAGGUUGUUGGAAUCAUAAUCAUUGCCCUGUCGCUGAUGAUGGAGUUCUUAAGGGUUACUGGUUUAGUAGGUAACGAAUUCUACAUAUGCGGGUUUGGUUUUCUGGAGGGUGCUACCAAAAUUGUUGGAGCUAUAUUAAUAUCCCGGAGAGCAGGCAGAGUGAAUGCUGGAUGGGUCAUUUUUUCAGCGAUUUAUUUGCAAUGUCUAGUAGCAUUGAGUUCCGAGAUACGUUCUAUGACGAAGUUCACUGACAUCCCAUCACCAUCUGAUGUCCACCGUAUAUAUGCUUUCAGAAUCUUCGUGCCUGGGAAGGUAGUGGUAACCGUGAUAACAACCUGUCUGGCGGUGGGGUACGGGUUCUACUGCUAUUGGAAGAGGCCAAUUUGGGCGCAACUUCGUCAACAAACACAUCACGAGUUCUUGAUGGUAAUUGCCGGCAUUUCGUUUUUAAGCGGCCUUAGCUAUCUCAGUCAGCUAUUAUACCUAAACUUGAUUUUCCGGUCCGCUCCGUUGGUCCCUCCUGCCAAUCUAAAAACGCUUCUGCUUAUUGCCAUACUGGUGUUCGUCUGCCUGGUUUUCUUCAGUCGUCACAAUUACCGUUGCUUGAUUUUCGUGGUGUUUUUCAUUCUUAAGGCUACCUUCAUGGUAAAUGCUUUUUGUCAGACUCCCUUCAAGAAGGAAGAUUACGGACUCGAGCUUUUUUGGCCAUAUUUUAUUGACAACACCAUCUCUAAUGUUGUAAAUGCAACCAUAGUUGUUGUCGCUGCAGAGAGCUUCCCUGAAGAGACUAGGGCUGCUUGCCUUGUUAUAUCAGGUGCUGCUGGUAUGCUUGGAGAAAUUCUGGCCGCCCUUUGGUUCUUACGCGCAGGACACCGUAUCCGGGUGAGUUUCUUUCUCCUUGUUGUAAUCAGUUUGAUUGCAGUUUUUACGAGUGUUGCGGUGCCAGACCCACCUAACAACCAGCAGAAUCCAGCGCCGCCGAACAACCAGCAGGACAACCAGCAGAAUCCAGCACCGCCGAACAACCAGCCUGGAGAUCACCAAGAGUAAUAAUCAUAGUGCCGUCAUAAUCUUAUUUAUCAAGCUUAAACAAGUCUCUUGUUAUUGUAAUGAACUACUUAUGGACAUGAGAUAAGUUUCCACAUGUCAGUAAGGUUAAAUAAAAGUAUAAAACACAUGCUUUGGACAUGUGUAUGUGUUAA
Arachis ipaensis is the source of this 2778-nucleotide messenger RNA. NCBI's taxonomy places the organism in Eukaryota, Viridiplantae, Streptophyta, Magnoliopsida, Fabales, Fabaceae. The record is from RefSeq and is a predicted model, not a curated record.